CGAUCGUGACGAAGUUACGUGCAUCGAUGGCGCCACUGUGGGGCUGCUACCCACGAUCUAUCGUCACUUUUCAAUUGUCAGCAUUCGUCGGGGGUGGGAUGAAGGCGUGUACGUCGGCGGCAAAAUUCAACUGGCAGACGCAGCAGCGCACCAAAGCGUGGCUCGACGCGAUUGAAGAAGAGGAUGGGUACGACGAUCACGACACAAGAGGCGCCGACCGCAGCGCCGUCUUGACUUACUUGCGACGGGUCCACCCCGCGUUUGUCUUGCACCGAAGCGGCACGGUGGUCGACCCGAAACACAGAGCCAUGCGGGUCGUCGUCGACGGCGUCAAGCAAGGGUUCUCGAUCGUGCUCUAUGAAAUCUGCCGCGGCGUGCUCGUCGUGCUCGUGCUCAUGUCCUUCGCGACGGUCGCGGUCUGCGUUGGCGUAUACGUGCACCUGAGUCAGUGGCAGUUGGUCGCAUCGUAGUCAAGUGCUUGCCGUCGAUGUGUAGUUCACUUUUCCUAUUUAUAAGCAAUCCACGAAACUUUACAGGGUCGUCCUCCUUCUCUUCCG
Molecule: messenger RNA, 557 nt
Organism: Aphanomyces invadans
Lineage: Eukaryota; Oomycota; Saprolegniomycetes; Saprolegniales; Verrucalvaceae
Exons: 1
Coding region: 27-470 (147 amino acids)
Source: RefSeq, a predicted model, not a curated record